AUGAAGAUGAUCCUUGAAAGGAGUGGAACUCUUAUUACAUGGGAGUUGUUUAGGACCAAAUUCUACACUGAGUACUUCCCAGACAAUGUUAGAUUUGCAAAGGAAGUGGAAAUCCUUGAGCUGAUGCAGGGCAAUAGAUCAGUGUCAGAGUAUGCAGAUAGCUUCAAACACUUGCUUCGCUUCAACACUAUGGCGAUGGAUGAAGAGUGGCAAUGCAGAAAGUUUGAGAAUGACUUAAGAAGUGAUAUAAAGCUGCUUGGGAAGGGGUUACGCAUCAGGGAGUUUCCUGCUUUGGUGGAGAUGGCCCGCGAGAUGGAAAAGACUAAGAAGGAAGUAGAAGGGCCUCAGAGUCAGCAAAGCCAACCACUGAGGGUUGGGGGACCAGCAACAUCCAGAGGCGGUUCUAGUGCUAGGAAAACCCCUUUCUCUAGAUCCAUUUCUUCUGGGUCCAGGGGUUCUUCCUCUCAGUCAUCGGGGCAACCCAAUUUUGCUAGCCCCGUGAGGUGCUUCAUAUGUGGAGGGCCAUACCUUCAGGCUGUAUGCCCUCAGCUGGUGGGGUUCAAGAGGUGCAACAUCUACAGGCGAGACGACCAUUAUGCCAGAGACUGUCCUAUGACCAGGAGGGCAGGCCCACAGACACAACGGGUUGGGAGAUCUAUUCAGAGGGGUGGUAUUCGGCCACGGGCAGCAGGGAGAGUCUACGCAUUGACUGGAGCUGAGGCAGCUAGUGUAGGUAACCUUAUUGUCAACAGUUGCUUAUUAUUUGGAGCUUCUUGUGUGGCAUUGUUUGAUUCGAGGGUGACACAUUCAUUUGUGUCGAAGGCUUGUGUGGAGAGGCUGGGUUUAGUAGUUAGAGAGCUUCAGUGCGAUCUAGUGGUGUCUACAUCAACAGCGGGGUUAGUCAGGACAUCUAAUGUGUGCUCCAGAUGUCCUAUUGAGGUAGAGGGGCGCAGAUUCAGAGUGAACCUUAUUUGUUUACCUCUGCAGGGGCUAGAGGUAAUUCUGGGAAUGGAUUGGUUAACAGCCAAUUGUAUUCUUUUAGACUGCGGUGGAAAGAAGCUAAUAUUUCCCGAUGAAGAUGAAGACAUGUCCUUGUCAAUUGGUGUGUUGAGACAAGACAUCUUGGAGAACGCUAGCUAUUUCUUAAUCAUGUCUCACAUGGAAGGGGCCCAAGACUUAAACCCUUCAACGCAUGGAAACCAGAGUGUAGAUCUUCUGGUUGUGAAUGAUUUCUUAGAUGUAUUCCCUGAGGAAGUUCCUGGUCUACCUCCUCCGGGAGAGGUAGAGUUCUCCAUAGACCUGGUGUUAGGGGCAGGGCCAGUGUCUAUAGCUUCGUACCGAAUGUCUCUGGAAGAAUUAGCAAAGCUGAAGAAAUAG
Molecule: messenger RNA, 1377 nt
Organism: Vigna angularis (adzuki bean)
Lineage: Eukaryota; Viridiplantae; Streptophyta; Magnoliopsida; Fabales; Fabaceae
Exons: 1
Coding region: 1-1377 (458 amino acids)
Source: RefSeq, a predicted model, not a curated record